UAUCAUGGUGGAACUAACUUUGGCCGUGUAGCUGGAGGACCAUAUAUUACCACAACUUAUGACUAUGACGCACCCCUUAAUGAAUAUGGACAAUUAAACCAGCCUAAAUAUGGACAUCUCAAGGAGCUUCAUGAAAUACUUAAAUCCGUUGAGAAACUUCUCACAUAUGGCAAUGCAACACAAAAGUCUUAUGGUGAUGAUGAUUGGCAGUAUACGACUACUGUGUAUGAAUACCAAGGCUCAAGGGUAUGUUUCUUAGCCAAUGCAAAUGACAAAAAUGAUCGGAUAUUCAAUUUUGAAGGCAAAAACUACACUGUUCCUGCUUGGUCAGUUAGUAUUCUUCCUGAUUGUGUCAAUGUCAAAUACAAUACAGCAAAGGUUAAUGCUCCAAAAAAAGUGAUGCUGAGAAAACCAAACAAUGCUGAUAACCCUAAUGGCUUAGAUUGGAGUUGGAGAGCUGAGAGACCUUCACAUCUUAAGCCUUCUUUUAUCAACAUUAAAAAGAAAGGUGUUUUAUAUGCCAAUCAACUUCUUGACCAAAAGAUUGUGGCAAAUGAUACUAGUGACUACUUAUGGUACAUCACAAGUGUGGAUAUUAAAGAAUCUGAUCCACUUUAUGGUGGUGAAGCUGUUCUUGAAAUUCAUACUAAUGCACAUGUUCUUUAUGCAUUUUUCAAUGGCAAGCAUAUUGGGACUAAAUGGGCGAAAGAUGGAAAUGUCACUGUUGGAUUUCCUAAUUAUGGAGCCUAUUUUGACAAGGUCAAGAAUGGAAUUCUUGGUCCAGUUGUGCUGAAAUCACCAAGUGGUGUUGUGAAAGAUCUAACAAAUAACCAGUGGGAAUACAAGAUUGGUUUAGAAGGACUUGAAAGAAAGCUUUGGGAAGAUGAAGAUUACAUGCAUAGAAAUUGGAAACCAGCUCAAACUCUCCAAACAAACAGAAUGUUUGUAUGGUUUAAGACAACAUUCAAGACUCCCUCUGGUGAUGAUCCUGUUGUGUUGGAUAUGAUGGGAUUGGGAAAAGGAACAGCUUGGGUAAAUGGAAAUAAUAUUGGUCGAUAUUGGCUAACUUCUUAUGAUUUUGAGAAAGAGAAUGGCUGUAGUAGUUCAUGUGAUUAUCGUGGUAAUUAUCAUCCUGAAAAGUGUGCAACUAAUUGUGGACAACCUACUCAACGCUGGUAUCACGUACCAAGAUCUUUCUUGCGUAAGAGUGACAACAAUUUGGUUAUAUUUGAGGAGUUUGGUGGUCACCCUGCAAAAGUGAAUGUUCAAACAGUUUCACAAGAGUAG
Nicotiana tabacum (common tobacco) is the source of this 1287-nucleotide messenger RNA. Lineage: Eukaryota; Viridiplantae; Streptophyta; Magnoliopsida; Solanales; Solanaceae. The record is from RefSeq and is a predicted model, not a curated record.